This is a messenger RNA of Adineta steineri, 2046 nucleotides long. Lineage: Eukaryota; Metazoa; Rotifera; Eurotatoria; Adinetida; Adinetidae. The record is from the annotation of a GenBank genome assembly.
UCUUUUCUCAAGAAAUUUAAGAGAGACUGAUAAACGACAUUUUUUUUACUAUUUGAAAAUGCUGUGAACUUGAAGGAAUUAAAAUGAGUUUGAAAGAUACUGAUACAAUGAGACCACCCGAUAAGAUCCAAUAGGAAUCCGAGAAACAGAAACACACCGGAUUCUGUCAGCAGAAGCCUGGAGGCACAAUAGACAACGUUCGCGUGACUGUAGGAAUGUAAUAAGCACAACAACCAGCGUGAAGGCAAUUGAAUUUCUUGAGUUACUACAUUUUUUAGAAUUUCUUAGAUUUUCUUUCGUACCCAUAAGCUUUCUAACAAAGUCUUAAUUCUACCUAUUCUUGUCUCUUGAAUUCCUGCAGUUUUAUUAAUUUUUCAAUUUCUGAAUCAUAUGUACAUCUCUUUAAGAGAAAGUAAUCAUCAAAAAGAAAAUCAGACCACCUCUUACAGAUAUACGGCUAAAUUUACUGAACAACUACUAAAUUGUAAAUGCUCUUCUCAUAAUGAAACUUCAAAAUACAGAACAAUUCGUUGACGUUUACCAAGAGAGAAGCUUCUUCGAUAUGACUUGCUUAAUUGACUAUUACCGAAAACUCAUUCAGCAAGAAUAGGUGAAUAUGUCGAACAAUAUCUGAUCAUAAAUUUCAUCUGGAAUGACACGAGUGACUCCUCUUCCAUAAUAUUUUCCUUAAUGCUUCAACUCUCGAAUAUGAAAGUUUGUAAAAAGAGAAAAAGCCCAUUUUUCGACCCUCAUGCUGCUUCACAAAAUUUGCCUAACGUCUCCUAAAAUAAGACGAUAACUCCUUGUCCCUUUUUCUCGAUUCAAUGUACUCAUCUAUACUGUUUCGUACAGACACUUACCACAUUAAAUCUGAGCAGCAACCAAAUCGGAGAUGUUGAAGCCCGGCAUCUAGCAAAUGCAUUACAACAUAAUAAGACACUCACCACAUUAGAUCUCUUUAACAAUCAAAUCGGAGCUGUUGGAGCGCAGCAUCUAGCAGAUGGAUUACGGGAUAAUAAGACACUUACCACGUUCAAGCUCUACUACAAUAAAAUCGGACCUGAUGGAGCUCAUCAUCUAGCAAAUGCAUUACAACAUAAUAAGACACUUACCACAUUAAAUCUCUACUACAAUAAAAUCAAAGCUCUUGGAGCUCAGCAUCUAGCAAAUGCACUACAACAUAAUAAGACACUUACUACAUUAAAUCUCGGUCGCAAUGAAAUCAGUGCUUCUGGAGCACGGCAUCUAGCAGCUAUGUUACGAAAUAAUAAAAUACUUAGCACAUUAAAUCUCUUGUACAAUCAAAUCGGAGAUGUUGGAGCACAGCAUCUAGCAGAUGCAUUACGAAAUAAUGAUACACUUACCAAAUUAGAUCUCGGCAGCAAUAGAAUUGGAGAUCUUGGAGCGCAGCAUCUAGGAGAUGUAUUAAGAAAUAAUACGACACUUAUUACGUUAAUUCUCGACAACAAUCAAAUCGGAGAUGUUGGAGUACACCAUCUAGCAGAUACACUACGAAAUAAUAAGACACUUACCACUUUAAAUCUAAGCAGCAACAAAAUCGGAGAUGUUGGAGUACACCAUCUAGCAGAUGCAUUACAAAAUAACAAAACAUUUACGACAUUACAUCUCGGUCGUAAUAAAAUUGGUGCUGUUGGAGCACAGCAUCUGGCAAAUGCAUUACAAAAUAAUACCACACUUACCACAUUAAAUCUCUCGAUCAAUCAAAUCGGAGCUGUUGGAGUACAGCAUCUAGCAGAUAUAUUACAAAAUAAUAAGACACUUGUUACGUUAAUUCUCGACAACAAUCAAAUCGGAGAUGUCGGAGCACAACAUUUAGCAGAUAUAUUACAAAACAAUAAAACACUUACCACAUUACAUCUCUUGUGCAAUCAAAUCGGGGAUGUUGGAGCACAGUAUCUAGCAGAUGGAUUACGAAAUAAUACCGUAACUAUAUCAGUACCUGCCUCAUCGAUCUCAUAUAUGCAUCUGCACUUUUCUUGCAGACACUUACUAAAUUGGAUCUCCGCAGCAAUGAAAUCGGAGUGA